UUCGUGCAUCGCGAUACCAUUCUGUGUGUAAUAAUUGCGUGCAAAUACGUUUGUAAUACCUUUGUGUCAAAUUUAUCGACAAUCUUAAAAGAAAUAUUCAUGAAUUCAAGUGAAUUUUAUUCGGGCUGAUUGCUUGAGCAAGAUUCUGUAAUAUAACUUUAAGCAUGUUUGGGCAAACUGGAAAUACAUCGUUCAGUGGAUUUAGUACAGCAACACAAAAUAGUCCAUUUGGCCAAUCUGCAUUUGGCAAACCCAUUACUACAACAAGUUUUGGUAGUGGCGCAACACCUGUCUUUGGUAGUAGCAAUACUUCAUCACUCUUUAGUUCUAAGCCCACAGGUUCUACUACAGGUGGCUUGUUUGGAAAUACCACAACGCCACCAGCAUUUAGACAGCCCACUAAUACGCAACCGUCUUUUGGAGGCUUUGGGACAACAAAUACAAGCACUAAUCUUUUCGGCACUCAACAAAAUGCUGGUACAAACCUUUUUGGCACAAGUACAGGAACUUCGGCAUUUGGUCAAGCGAAUAAACCUGGUUUUAAUUUCGGCACGACAUCUGGAACCAAUUUGUUUGGACAACCACAACAGAAUACACAACAAACUACUCCGUUCGGUCAAGCCAAUACUACCCCAAAUACAAAUCUUUUUGGUUCAACUACAGGUUUUGGCAAUACUAACACCACCACUGUACCAACUGGUACUGUAGUAAAAUUUACACCUCUCAUUACAACCGAUUCUAUGUCCAAAAAUGGAAUAUCACAUAGUAUUUCGGCCCGUCAUUGUUGCAUUGCAUCUAUGAAAGAAUAUGAAUCAAAAUCAUACGAAGAAUUGCGCUUCGAAGAUUAUCAAGUUGGAAGAAAGGGUCCACAAACAGGACUUUUUGGAUCGUCAACGCAAACACCAUUUGGUAGUACAUCAGCUGGUACUAGUACAGCUGGAACUGGUUUUGGAUCAAUGACCGGAGGAUUUGGUACCACCAGCCAAUCAGGAUCAACUGGAUUAUUUGGAAAGCCCAUUACCAAUUUUGGAACACCAGCUACCACAACAACCAACAGUUUUGCAUUCAAUACACCUACUACAAAUUUGUUUGGUACUAAUACUCAAACAAAACCAUUUGGUACAGCUGCCCCGACACCGCUUUUUGGCAAUAGUAGUACUAAUCAAACUGCAGGAACAGGUUUUGGUAUUAAUACUGGACAGAAUACAGGAUUUGGAUCUGCAUUUGGUUCCACACAACCUAAUCAGAGUAUUGGACUGUUUAAUCAGAACAAAUCUGCUUUUAAUAUCCCAUCGACGUCGACUAGUACUGGCUUCACUAGCUUUGGUCAACCAGCAACAAAUACUACUACACCGUUGUUUGGUAAUAAAACUACUACCACUGGAUUUGGAACAACAUCUACAUUUGGUACUGCUGCACCUUCCACAUUUGGAACUAAUACAGGUUUCAAUUCGGCUUCCAAUACCGGAUCGUCAUUGUUUAAUUCGUCAUUUAAACCAGCUGGGCAAACAUCAGGAUUUUCCUUUGGGACUACAUCUGCGUCUUCUACUGGACUUGGUACAAAUACUGGAUUAAACUUGGGCGGCGGUUCUUCAUUGUUUGGGCAACAAAAGCCGGGUAGUUUGUUUGGAAAUACCGCAAAUAAUACAACAUUUAAUAAUCCUGGAACAUUUGGAUCUUCUACUUUUGGAACAGGCUCUAAUAUGAUGUCUGGAACAGGAAUGGGCUUGCUUAAUGGAGGAGUGGCAUCGAAUCAAGCUAAAACGAAUGGUUCUGUACCAGUGCAUCAACAAAUUUUGGCUCUCGUUUCUGCACCAUUUGGCGAUUCACCAUUAUUGAAGAAUCUUUUACCAGCAUCUGGAAAAGCUGAAGAACUCUUAAAGCCCACAAAUCCAACCUCAAAAGUAUUAAACAGUCCGCAAUACAGAGUUACCGCCAAUAACAAAUCUCCAAAAAUCAAAACAAGAGUCGUCAGUUCUGCACAGUUAUCUAAAAAAUCUUUGUUUGAUGGUCUUGAAGAAGAAGAUCCCGUGAUAACCGAAGCUUUCCAACCUCGGCCAAGUGCAAAACGUUUGGUGUUACGACCAAAGUCUGCGACAAAUUCCUCAGUUGAUUCUCCCGCUGAAAACGGAGAAUCAAACGGAAUGACAAGAAAUGGUAUCACUGAUGAUAGGGCCGAUACAUCAGAUGUAAUACACAGUAACAAUAUUGAAGUGAACGAUAAAGAAAAUCACAGCCAAGACAAUAAUCGACUUUCCAAUGAUCGACGAUCAUCUACAUCUUGGUUGAAGUCGACACUUCCGCGAAAGAAUAAAAUUUAUGAGUCGAACGAUGAAUUGCUUGAGGGGCAGCGAUCACCCUUUUCUGGAACAAAUGUACCCGAGGAAGUAAAUAAUACGGUGGCCGAAUUUAGAUCGCCAAACAAUUCGUCAAAUACGAAUCAUUCAGAAACGAUUAAUUUGACCGAAGUCCCACUGAACUCUACUUUUGAUGAUAGAAAUUCCGUGAAUCUUUCUAUGCCAAAUGCAGAAUCCAGUCAAGAAACAGACGAUGGUUCAUUCUCGAUGUUACAAUCUAAUUGGAGUAUGAACAUGGCCAAAGUUACAUUACGACGAGCAGGUUACUACACUAUUCCGUCGCUCGAUAAACUAGACGAUUUUGUCUGCGGCGAAACCUGCAUCGUACCAAAUUUUACAAUCGGCCGCGAGGGUUAUGGCAAUGUAUACUUUCCGGAUUCGUUUGAUAUAUAUGGCUUGAAUCUCGAUGAAAUAGUACACUUCCGUAAUAAAGAGGUAAUUAUUUAUCCCGACGAUGAGAAGAAACCACCGGUGGGACAAGGUUUGAACCGAAGGGCACAGGUCACUCUGGACAAAGUGUGGCCACACGACAAGUCGCUGCACGAGCCGAUUACAGAUCCACAACGACUCGCUGCAAUGAACUAUGAAGGCAAAUUACGCCGAGUAUCCGCGAAGCAUGAUACUCGUUUCCUCGAGUAUCGACCAGAAACUGGCUCGUGGGUCUUCAAAGUCGACCACUUCUCCAAGUACGGUCUUAGUGAUUCAGACGAGGAUGACAAUCAGAUUCCGCCUAAUUCGGAAGUAAAGAAACUGAAAGGAUUUCCCGCAUCUCUGCAAAAGGGCAAGUCUGUUGAUCCAUCUACUGCAACGAAUAAGGAAGCAAUCAAUGGAACGAUUAAUGGAACGCUCGGCGAUACGAAAAUCGUAAACGGCAAGCAUCCAAAUGUUGAGAGCAAUUUUUUAGGAAAAACUCCAAUCAGCCGCUUCGCCUACAACGAUCAGAGUUAUGAGGAACGAGGAAUGAGUCCCUGGGAAAGUUCAUUUAGCCGUGCUAGUUAUACACCCGGGGAUUACAGUUACGAAAAGCGAAUGACUGUUAGUCCGAUCGGCGAUAAUGCCCGAGUCGCUGGUACAGACAGUCAUAAAUUGCAGCUCAUGAAAGCAAGCUUUUUUGACAUGCACGACGAGGAUAUGAGCGAGGAAACGAGCAACGACAUAUUCCCCUCCGUACAGAAAACUUUGAUACGUUAUUUUCCAGAUGUUAACGAGACCAAGAACGAUGAAGCUUCGUACAACGCUAUGAUGUUGCGAUCGACUCUUGCCACAAACGAAACGUUGUUUUCUGCAUGUCCGGAAAACACGCUUUAUACAUCGAGCAAGAAGUCGCAUUUAUCGCGUACCAGCGUGAAGGAUAAACAGCCAAUUAUUGAAAGAACGAUCCUACCACGUAUGGCCACCCCAGUAACGAGUGUUUUGAAAUAUCAUUACGAAGUCGUACCGCUUGAAGAAUCCAGAUUGAACAAGUUGCGAUUUCGUUGUAUCGCCGACACUGGUAUCUACAUGGGCAGGAUGUUUCGACCAAGUUGGGGUGCUGGUUUGACAUUGCUGUCUUUAAGCACUCAAGAUCAGGCAACUAAAAUGCAACUGCGAAACACAUUCAGUCAACUGAGUUGUUAUGUGUCCGGUCGUUUUAUCGACGACAUCACGUCGACGGUGAUCGUUCAACGUCUGCAGAUCCUAGGUGGCGACGAGCACGACGCGAAAUCAUUCAAGGACAGUAUAGAACGUCACUUGAGAAUUCAGCUGGAUCAUUGUGUGAUGGGUCAAGAGGGAGACUGUCCUACGUUCGAUGUAGCAACCGAUACCGCGAACGAAGCAUUGCAAUUGCAUUGCACUUUGGCGCAGGAUCUCGUGGAAAAGGAACAGAGACCGAACGAGGAUGCCAACGACGAGCAAUCACUCUGCAGUAGUGCCGCUGAAAGAUCAUUUCGUCAAUACGCAAGUAUUGUGUGGACCCUCUGCGUGGCACUCUGGGGAAAUAUCGAUCAGGAAGCAAUCAAUAAUACCAAUGAAAAACAUUAUAACGUUAUGAUGAGGAGAGAGGCUGUAGGUGACUGGUUGAAGAAUGUAGUGCAGAAGACGGUUGAGAGAGAGAUCAAAAGCGUUGACAGCAUUGAGACUAGAAACUUUCAUGAGAAGAUAAUAUUGUCGCUGCUUUCUGCUUGUAAGCUGGAGGAAGCUUGCCAAGAAGCGCGAAAGGCUGGGGAUCAUUGUCUGGCGUUACUGAUGGCGCAACUGCGGAGCGGCGAAUCAAUCAAGAAACUGAUCAAGCAGCAACUUGCCUUAUGGCAAGAGACCGAUGUGGAUGAAAAUCUCACGAUCGAUCGUCUGAAGCUGUUCAUGCUAAUUGCGGGAGUGCCACUCAUCUCUAGCAAACACGGCACUAUCAAUGUGUGCGAGGAUUUGGACUGGAAACGGGCUUUCGCUAUCCAUCUGUGGUACUUAUCGCCACCGACUUGCUCGAUCACCGAUGCCUUGGACCUUUAUGAAGCAUCCUUCGAUACAACGGAGGCUGAAGCGUACGCGGCAGUUCCGGAACCCGAAUAUAAGGAGAAUGACUAUGACGCCGAGUUGACUAAUGGCAAGCGGAUACACGAUCUCUGCUUCCAUCUUUUGAAAUUAUAUUGCACAGGAAAUCAUGAUUUAGGCGAACUUUUAAAUCCACUAUCGUACACCGCUAAUCCUUUGGAUUAUAGAUUGAGUUGGUUGGUGCAACAAACGCUCGUAGCCUUGGGUUACACGCAUCUCUCCGAUCACGUUGCCGCAUUAACACAUACAAACUUUGCGAGUCAAUUGGAGGCACACGGACUGUGGCACUGGGCGAUCUUUGUAGUAUUACAUUUACGAGACUCCUCUAGACGACGAACUGCUGUACAAGAUCUACUGUUACGUCACAUAGAAAUAGACGAUACCCCGGAAUAUACGAAACGUGAACAAUUUUUGAAGGAAGAGCUUGGUAUAUCAUCAGUUUGGAUCUAUCAAGCUAAAGCCAUUAAAAGUAGCAUUAACAAGAGGCAUGGCGAAGCAGCUUGGUAUUACAUCCAGGCGGAACAAUGGACUCAGGCCCAUGAAAUUAUUAUAGAACAUCUGGCAGCUGAUGCUAUAAUAAAUGAAAAUUAUGAAUAUUUAAAAUCAUUAUUGAGUCCGCUAGUCGAAUGUAGUGGCACAAUUAGUGGAUGGUCGCAUCAAGGAGAGCUCUUGUGGGAAUACAUGGAAAUAACCAACGAGGUUAAGAAGCUAUUAAAAUCUGCUCCGGAUUACUGUGGAUUAACUUAUCAAAUGGAAGCGCUGAAACCUCGAUUAACGGGCUUGUGUCAGAAGAUUGAUCAAUUUCCAUGCCCAACUGCUAAACAUAGAUUAUGCCAGGCUGAAAUUGCAAAGAGAAGUCUACACUUGACUAGGAAUAUGCUGCUACUACAGAAAAACGAGCAAAGAUCCGUCACAAAGUUGUUAAUUCGUCUAAUAUCUCAGCUACCCUUACCAGAAGAUUACGCGCAGCAGGAGCUUCGACCUAUCGUUAAUACACGUGUGACAGAAGUAAUGCCCUAAUGCGAACACGAAAUAGCGUAUACAAGUUAAUUUAAUAGUAAGCUGUAAAGUCCCGUUUCUUACUUUUCGUUUUUGCACAAGCUGUAAUUGCAUAGGAAAUAACAUGAGGGGUUUGUUUUUAAAUCUUUUGGCCCGAUGCAGUGUAUACGUAUUACAAUGAAUUACAGCGAACGAAUUACUAACGAAUUAUAUGAUUCGUACAAUAGUAUUUGUAAAGUUGGAAAUUUAUAGACACGUGGCAAAAUACAUUAAUAUGUGAUACUAUUUAAGUCUUUCUUACAUUUUUAUCAAUUUACGCACAAAAUUAUUGAGUGAUUUAAGAAAUUUGUGUGACUAACCGUGAAAAAUGUUAAAUAUGUAAUGAAGUAUAGUUGAUUGAAAUUGAAAUUGAUGAAGACCCUGAAUGAAAUAAUCACAAAGAAACAUUUCUCUAUCAUGUGUCACGGUUUUCUUGUGUACAAUUUUUAGAUAUUGUCGCAUUAGGUAUCUUUUGGAAUACGUUAUGCGCAACUACGUGAAUUUGUAUGUAUUAUAUGAUAUACCCGUCAUAUAAUAUGUAUAUAAUCGUUAUCCGUUUUCGCAUUUCGGUUCUUCUUUUAUAUGUUCAGAUAUCUCUCGUCGCAUAUUACAAAUACAAAAUUUAGAAAAAAGUAUAUGUGUAAUUAGCACGAAUGUAAAUUAUUGCACAACUUGUAUAUUAUGCUAAGUUGGACAUGUUCGGACAAAUGUAUUCCGCGAAAACUUCUUAAAACAGUGCGCAUUACAGAUCUUUCCAUCAUCGGUAGAAUAGAUAUUUUCGCGAGAAAAAAAUAAGAAUGCAGUGGUAUAACUUACAAUCACGAAACUAGUAGAAUACGUAUAUGUGUAUAAGAAAUAUUUGUAUAAAUGACACUAAGUUUUCACUCUUUUAAAGUUGAAAUAAAUAAAUAAAAUAUUUACAUAUGG
Pogonomyrmex barbatus (red harvester ant) is the source of this 6851-nucleotide messenger RNA. RefSeq names its product nuclear pore complex protein Nup98-96 (gene Nup98-96). Gene Ontology annotation, cellular component: nuclear pore cytoplasmic filaments; nuclear pore. Gene Ontology annotation, molecular function: structural constituent of nuclear pore; RNA binding. Lineage: Eukaryota; Metazoa; Arthropoda; Insecta; Hymenoptera; Formicidae. Gene Ontology annotation, biological process: RNA export from nucleus; telomere tethering at nuclear periphery; protein import into nucleus. The record is from RefSeq and is a predicted model, not a curated record.